This is a messenger RNA of Zootoca vivipara (common lizard), 3595 nucleotides long. It is a transcript of the gene PLXDC2, whose product is annotated as plexin domain containing 2. Lineage: Eukaryota; Metazoa; Chordata; Lepidosauria; Squamata; Lacertidae. The record is from RefSeq and is a predicted model, not a curated record.
GCGGCGGCGGCGGCGAGCUCUCUCUAGUUCCACCAGCCCGGCCUUUCCCUGCUCCUGCUGGUCUCUCGUCUUCCUCCGGGGAAGAGCAUCGGCCGGGGCAGCUGGCUUCCGGCAGAGGAAGGAGGAGGGGGGAGCGGGGCUGCUGCGGCGGCUGCUGCGCCUUGAUCGAGGCGAGCCCCAUUGCCCAAGUGCGAGGCACCGGGUGCCUGGCGAAAGGGAAGCGAGCGAGCGCGCCGCUCCCGACUCCCCCGGCGGCCAAGCAGCCAAACUAUUUCGCAUCCAGCAUCUGCCCGGGCGUUGCUUCGCCCUCUCCCUCGUGAGCAGCGAGCGAGAAAUCACCUCGGCGUGGCUCCGACCAAGUUCCAUCUCGGCGGGCGCUUCGGAGGCGCUUUCUUCCAGCCCCUUCGCCUGCUCUUACCCUUUCUUUGGCUUUGUUUUUAAUUGGACAGCCGACGAGCCUCCUUUUUUUUCUUUUCUUUUUUUAAAAAAGAGACUCAAGCCUAAUCUCAAGCAAUCGCCUUAAGGCAAUUGCGGGGAGGGAGGGGGGGAAAUCGACUGGACCCGGCCUCCUUCAGGCUCCUCGGAGAGCCACCCUCGUCCCCGCUCCAUCCCGUCCUCACGCAGGAAGAGCGAGAGGGCUUGUUUUGUCUCCGAAAUCAUUUUAAGACUCUGCCCCCUGGAUUUCUCCACUGGAUCGCUCGGCGGGGAGUCACGGCUUGGAGGAGUUUGUGAGGGAGGGAGGAGGGUCUGCGAGGAGAACGCAUGUGUGGUGGGGACACUCCCAGAGAAAGGGCUCUGGUUUUGUUUUGUUUUGUUUUGGGAAAGGAUCGCCGUCGGCUCUGAAGCCGGCCGCCCCUCCUCCCUUUGAGAUCGGCUCAGGGUUAGCGAGUUACUUGGUGGGGAUCACACACACGCACGCGCGCGCUUUUCGGCGACUUUGGUACUUAGUGGUCGGCUCUGAUUUCGGUUUCGCUUGUUCACACACCCGCCCGCGGGGAAACGCACUCACGCCCUUUGACACCCUUCUUUCCUCGUUAUUAUGCCGUUGGACUAAGAUCGCCUUUUGGCUUCGCAGGCUGGAAAAACAAAAAGGCGGCGGUGGCGACAGUCGGGAUACGUCGGCGCCUCUCCUGCCCGGCUCAAUGAAAUCGGAUCGGAAUAAAAAGUGACUUUCCUCCACCCCGGAUUUAAAGGGAAGGAAGGGGGAGGGAGGCGCGCGAAUCUUUCCUCCUGAGAGCUGCUGCUGCUGCUUUUUUCGCUCCCCGAAGCUGCGCACCGAGAGUCCAGCGGGAGGCGGACCGGCGAGCGCGCAGCCCGCGAGGCGCUAUGGCGAAGCUAGGGGGAGCCCAGGUGGCGGCGGCGGCGGGAGUGCUGUUACUUUUGCAGUGCUUGGCGGACAGGCUCCAGCUCAUCGGCGCCCUGAAGUCGAAGCAGAGUAACGGUGCAUUGUAUGAAAUUGUUCCAAGCUUUCCUCGAGUGGAGGAGAACAUUCGCGUGGAUUCCUACAGAUACAGCCACAGAUGGAAACGGCAUUCAGAGUUCCUCAAGUCAGUUGACACCAACAGAGCCAGUGUGGGGCAGGACUCCUCAGAACCUGGGGGCUUCACAGAUCUGCUGCUUGAUGACACACACGACAACACUACCCAGAUCGAGGAGGAUAUGGAUCACAAUUACUAUACUUCAAGGACAUAUGGCCCAUUUGAUUCUACCAGCCGAGAUCUGUGGGUGAACAUUGACAAAAUGGAGAAAGAUAAAGUGAAAAUUCAUGGGAUCCUCUCCAACACACACCGGCAAGCUGCAAGAGUGAAUCUAUCGUUCGAUUUUCCAUUUUAUGGCCAUUUCCUACGUGAAAUUACUGUGGCAACUGGGGGUUUUAUAUAUACAGGGGAAGUUGUGCAUCGAAUGCUCACAGCUACGCAAUACAUCGCACCUUUGAUGGCCAACUUUGACCCUAGUGUGUCAAGAAACUCAACUGUCAGGUACUUUGAUAAUGGUACUGCAUUGGUUGUCCAGUGGGAUCACGUACAUCUACAGGAUAAUUACAAUCUGGGCAGUUUCACAUUUCAAGCAACACUUCUCAACGAUGGGCGUAUCAUAUUUGGCUAUAAAGAGAUUCCUGUCUCAGUGACACAGAUCAGUUCAACCAAUCACCCUGUGAAGGUGGGCCUAUCAGAUGCCUUUGUGGUUGUCCACAGGAUCCAGCAAAUUCCCAAUGUCCGUAGAAGAACGAUAUAUGAGUACCACAGAGUGGAGCUUCAGAUGUCAAAGGUUACCAAUCUGUCAGCUGUUGAGAUGAUUCCUCUACCCACCUGCCUCCAGUUUAACAGCUGUGGGCCAUGUGUCACGGCUCAGAUUGGCUUCAACUGCAGCUGGUGCAAUAAACUCCAAAGAUGUUCCAGUGGAUUUGAUCGUCAUCGGCAAGACUGGGUAGAUGGUGGAUGCCCUGACGAGUCUAAAGAUAAGAUUUGUGAGAAGAAUGUAGACACAACGCAAAUUCCUCUUCAUACCACUACCGCUAUCCAGCAGACAACAAUGAGAUUCAGAGUUUUAACCACUACCAAAGGAGUCACGACAUCCCAUCUGCCAACUAGCCUACCCACAGAAGAUGAUACCAAGAUAGCUCUACACCUAAAAGAUAAUGGAGCCUCAACAGAUGACAGUGCAGCAGAGAGAAAAAGCGGGACUCUUCACGCAGGUUUAAUUGUUGGGAUUUUCAUACUGGUCCUGAUUGUAGCAGCGGCAAUACUUGUGACAGUUUAUAUGUACCACCAUCCAACGUCAGCUGCCAGUCUCUUCUUUAUUGAGCGUCGCCCCAGCAGAUGGCCUGCGAUGAAAUUUCGGAGAGGCUCUGGGCACCCUGCCUAUGCCGAAGUGGAACCUGUUGGCGAAAAGGAAGGCUUCAUUGUGUCAGAGCAGUGCUAGGAUUUCUAAGGCAGAUCACCAGUACUGGCCUACAGGUGUAAGACCUUUACUCUGCCUCUGAUGAAAGAAAUGGAAAUCUAAGCUGCUGUAAACCCGAGAGAGACAGAAGGGCGUUCUGGAUAAACUUUCUCCGAGGAAAUGUGUCUAGGAUACCUGAUGACCCUUUCAAAGAUAUUUUUUGCCCCCCUCACAGCAAAUCACCAUACCAUGUUUCAGAAGCACCCCUCAGAAACACCUACAGUAGGAGAAUGAUGAACACAAUUGCCAUGCUCUCUAGGUAUCGGAGAUGUAGAGCGAUUCGGGAUAUAAAGCUUUAGUUCAGAACAGUGCUUCCCUUCUUGAUCCAGCGCAGUGACGGUGUUUUUAUUCCAGGGUUAUCCUUUCAGCCCCGGAGGCAAUGCUCCUCGUUUGACAAGGCUGCUGGUGAGAUCAAUCUGGUGCAGAUAACAUAGCUAAGCAGUUUUCUCCAGUUCCAUGAGUCAUGCAAUUUUCAUUUCUGAAAAUAAAAUAAGCUCCACCCAAGUCCAGAAACAUGAUAUACAUCUGAAAACAACAAGAGUCCUCCUUGUAUUCUGUAGGCUUAUAUCCCAUGAACUGUGAUUAUUAUUGUUUUGAUCACAACUAUAGUUCUAUAGUUGACAAAGCAUUAGAGAGUUGUCGGGUUUUUUAUUUU